Mugil cephalus (flathead mullet) is the source of this 1690-nucleotide messenger RNA. It is a transcript of the gene zte38, whose product is annotated as zebrafish testis-expressed 38. The coding region runs from base 255 to 1172 and encodes 305 amino acids. NCBI's taxonomy places the organism in Eukaryota, Metazoa, Chordata, Actinopteri, Mugiliformes, Mugilidae. The transcript is spliced from 12 exons. The record is from RefSeq and is a predicted model, not a curated record.
GAGGCGGGAAAAUCACUAAACAUUUGUCUCAGUCGUGUAGGCAAAUGAUUUAGUAGCUAAUGGUUUAAUACCUCACUUGUUCAUUGUCUUCUUAAACAAAGAGAGACGGGGGCUGACAUAACAUUAAUUCAAGAAGAAGGUGCUAAUCGGAAUAGCACAGUAAAUGAGUUUUAAUAUCGAUAUUCGUUCGCCUAGCUAGCUAGAUUAUUUGUUAGCGUUAACAUUAGCUAACGCUCAGCAACAACAGAAGAAAAAUGGCUGCUGGAAAAAUGUGCAUAAGGAAGAAAAAGGAGGAAACGGCUGAGUGGACGGGGCUAUUCCUGAACGACCUAAAAACCAAGCAAGAGUCUCUGGUCUUCAUGAAGAGGAUGAUGGCUGUGGCCGUCUCAUCCAUCACUUAUCUCAGAGGGAUUUUCCCAGAGGAUGCCUACAGAUCCAGAUACCUCGAAGAUUUGUGCAUCAAACUUUUGCGUGAAAACUGCAAUACUCCUGGUGCCUGCAAAGUAGUGAAAUGGAUGAUGGGCUGCUUUGAUGCAUUAGAGAAGCAGUAUCUCCAGCUUGUAUACAUUGGGGUCUACACCAACCCAGAUGAACCUAAUUGCAUUAUUGAGUCCUACCAGCUCAAAUUCAGAUACACUAAAAAGGGACCAGAGAUGGACGUGCUCAGGAACAGUGACAUGAAGAUGCAGGUGACCCUGGAGGACACCAAGAGAGCCUCAGUGCUGCUCAUCAGGAAGCUCUACCUGCUUAUGCAGAACCUGGGCGCUCUCCCCAGCAAUGUCUACCUCACCAUGAAGCUCUACUACUACGACGACAUCACCCCUGCAGAUUACCAACCACCAGGCUUCAAGGAGGGUGAAUGUGACAGUUUGUGGUUUGAAGGCGUGGCUGUGCACUUCAAGGUGGGUGAGGUGCAGACGGCCUUCCACGGCCUGAGAGUUCGUGUGUCAGCGGAGCAGGGCCGGCUGGAGAAGCUUCAGGAAGGGAGCCACUUCAGGGAGGCUAAGCAGGUUUCUCCAGAGAGGGAAAUGAUGGAUCAUCGUAAGACGAUCAAUGACGAGGAAGCUCUACCUUCUGAAGAUGAGUCUGCUCAGUUCAAGAAGCCAACAAGACCUCUGGCAAAGAGAAAAGCUUCAGCCAAAACUCUGGCGAGGAAGAAAAGAAGAAUUUAGCUGAUGGGACAAGUGAAGAAACACAAAAGAAAUAUGAAUGAAUUCUUUUAACGCUCUUUAUGUUAUAUUACAGAUUACUAAAUGUGUUUGACAGGUUCAUUUGUUAAGUCACUGUAGCGACAACGUCAGAAGCUGUUGUCAUAGCUCUAAUGUAAACAACAUUGUACUAAAUUGUACAUUCAUUUCAUAUAUAAACUUUUUAAAGGUGCUUCAUUCUUUUUAGUAAUCGCCACAUACAAAAAAAAGGAAGAUGUGUAUAGUUCAAUAAAGUUUGAUUUUAGUAACUAAGGUACGUGUGGUGCACUUAAAUCGUAAUGUGAAACUCAUUUACACUUUAGUAACUGAAAUCAGCUAAGAUUCAAUGAAUAACCUUUACAUCAAUUAGUUUGGCCGAGACAAUGAUGCCAAUUAAUUUGAAUGUUUCCAAUGUUGCAUCACCACUGUUCUACUUUGUGGCCACAGCCUCAGUUUCCCUUACAUUUUGAUGCAGUUUCCUUCAUUUCAAAAACAAAAACAAA